Molecule: messenger RNA, 731 nt
Organism: Magallana angulata
Lineage: Eukaryota; Metazoa; Mollusca; Bivalvia; Ostreida; Ostreidae
Product: Golgi resident protein GCP60-like
Exons: 5
Coding region: 26-709 (227 amino acids)
Cellular component (GO): Golgi membrane
Molecular function (GO): fatty-acyl-CoA binding
Source: RefSeq, a predicted model, not a curated record
UAAACCCGACGUGGCCAAAUCCAAGAUGGCAGACGCCGAACAAUCUCUUGUAAAUGGUGUCACAAAUCUUAGUGUCAACGGCAAUGAAAAGAGCAAAGAAAGUAUAGACGAAUUUGCGAAAGGUUGGGGAUUUCAACUUCCUGAGCUAUACAAACUAGCCGUUAGAUUUUACAAAGAGAAAAAUGGGAAAGCAUUGAAACUGAAAUACCAAGAUAAACUUCGAUUAGUGGCAUACACAAAACAGGCUACAUAUGGAAAAUACAGAAAUGAUGUGUCCCCUGAAGUGGGAUUUCUGGAUGUUGUGGGAAAUGACAGAAGGCAAGCCUGGCAGGCUCUUGGUGACAUGUCUCAGACCACUGCGAUGGCCGAGUUUGUGAAACAGUUAGACUCACUGUGUCCAUUGUUCAGGCCGUUCACUGAGGCCCACAAUGCUGAAAAACAGGAACAGGAGAGGAAAAGACAUGAGGAAGAGGAUCGUUUACGUAGAGAGGCGGAGGAGAAAGAGAGGCGGCGACUUGAGGAGGAGGCACAGCAACAGCUAGAGCUCCAGAAACAGAAACAGCUUGAGCAAGAGAUGCAGAUUCGAGCUGCUCUCAACCAGCAGACAGCUGUCCAGUUUGCCCAGUACGCCCAGCAACAGUGUCCCAAUAAUAAGCAACAAGUAAGUCACACUAAGUUAUCACAAUUUAUUAUCAUUGUUGACUGUUAAUUAGAUAGAAACACAAUGCAAA